Amborella trichopoda is the source of this 2798-nucleotide messenger RNA. Its product is annotated as ENTH/VHS protein. Gene Ontology annotation, molecular function: RNA polymerase II complex binding. Gene Ontology annotation, biological process: response to UV; transcription-coupled nucleotide-excision repair. NCBI's taxonomy places the organism in Eukaryota, Viridiplantae, Streptophyta, Magnoliopsida, Amborellales, Amborellaceae. Gene Ontology annotation, cellular component: chromosome. The record is from RefSeq and is a predicted model, not a curated record.
UAAUUUGCUACCGUUAUAUUUUGAUACACGCGCGUGCAGCUUCCCGUAAUUUUUCGUACCCGCUGAUCUGAGAGAUCCUCCAGAAAAUGGAAAAUUUGUAGGGUUUUGAAGAAAAUGGCAACUGAUGGUGGAAAGCUUUCAUCGCUGAUCGAGAAGGCUACUCAUUCCACUUCCAGAGAGCUGGACUCUUCCCUUCUCAACUCCAUAAAAGCCAUAGUCAAAUCCUCUGAUGCCAAUGUGCAUGUCACAGUCGAAACCCUAAUGGAGAACAUGAAGAAGAAUCACUCACAGGUACGGUACCUUGCGCUGCUUAUAAUCGAUGAAUUAUUUAUGCGUUCAAAGCUUUUCAGAUCCCUUCUUGUUGUUAAUUUUGAUGGGUUUUUGGGUCUGAGCACUGGCUUUAGAAGAAAUAUGCCUCUUCCACCUCCUGCUUCCAUUGCAUCCAUCUUGCGUUCAAAAUCCAUUGAACUCUUGGAGAAAUGGAAUGAUUCGUUUGGUUGCCAUUACAAGCAGAUUAGAUUAGGUUAUGAUUACUUAAAGAAUGUUCUUAGAUUCCAAUUCCCCAACUUGCCAGAAACAGCAGCAAGAUUGCGGCACGAGAGAAGGGAAAGGGAGAUCAGAUCAAAGGAAAUUCUAGUGAAUAAGUUUGAGAAUCUAAAGAGCAAUUACUCAUCAAUCAAGGGUGAGAUUCGGUCCACUUCAGAUGAAAUCUCUGAAUGUUUUGAGAUUAUCUCUGGCACGAAUUCAAAAGACAAUAAAUUCAGUUGUGACUCUGUUGAUGAUGAAAAUGCAGUGGAAGAGUCUACAUCUUUAGCUAUGCGCCGCAUACGUUUAGAGUCAUUAAGAGAGGGAAUGAUUGUCCAUGAGAACAGUGAUAACAAAGCAGUCUUUGACAUGUUGAGAGAAUUAUACAAGCUUCUGACUUCUAAGCAUUUGAAGACCGUACAGGAUUCGAUCUCUGUUCUAGUGAGGGUUGAUGCAUCUGAUGUUAGGUUUAGAGAUUCUGCACUAAAAGAGUUAAUUGACAUUCGAAACGACCUCCAAUUAGCAAAAAAGAGAUGUGAGGAACUGGGUUGUGUUGCUCCUGAUGAUGACGAGAACAGGAUUUUGUGGGAGGAAGGUAAGAUUGAAGUUGAAAGCAAUGAGAACAGUAAUCUAUCUGGUGAGGCAAAUAAAGACAUGGUUUAUAAUUCAUAUGGUGAUGAGUCAAAAAAUGAUGCCUCUACUAGUGGAAAAGAAUCAAUUGAUGAAGAAACCAUUGUUGCCGGAGAUGGUUUUGGUCCUUCUUCUCCGAGGCAGCAGCUCUUGGCCAAAGCCCCAGUUAUGACGUGGGGUUCAUUUUUGGAUUCUUGGGGUAUGGUCCGUGAUGUACCAGCAAAUCAGAGGGGGAUGGAACUCGAGUGUCACUGGGGUAGAGUGGAUUAUGAUGCUGUUAUUCCUGCUGAAAAAAUUGCGGAGCUAAAUGUUCAAAUGACGUAUUACAACGAACAACAUGGUGAAAUCAGGCCAUGUUUCGCUCCUUUGAAGAAAGGGGGACUCUGUCAAAGAAGGGAUCUGAGAGUUUGCCCAUUUCAUGGACCCAUUGUACCUAGAGAUGUAGAAGGAAAUCCUAUCAUAGCAAACACAUCUCAAAAACAUGAUUCUAUAGACAUUGGUGGCCCCUCUAUUCUUAAAACGAGUACCAAAGAUAGCGAUGUCUCAUUUCAACCUUCUGAUCUAGAAACAUUAACUGCUGAGGAACUUGCUAAACAAGCGGUGAAGAAUGUGAGGACUAGGGAGGGAAAGGAGAGAGAGAAGGACAAGAAUGAGAAGAGGGCUUUGAAACGUGCAAAGCUUGCAAAGGUUCGGGAACACAACGAAAUGGUUCUCAGGCAAUCUGCACUUGCCUCAACUUCACAAGGCCUAGGAGAAGUCAUGGGAGAAGACAUAGAAGCACUACACCAUACCAGUUCGGAGUACAAAGAGAAAAAGCAAACACUUGCCUCAAUGCUUCGGAAGAAGGUGACGCCUAGAGAUAGGUUGGCAAGGAGGCUUUUGAACGCACAUGCAACUGAGGCGACAGUGAGACAACUCACUCAUGGCGAAGACUCGAAUUACAGGGAGGCUUUUCCAAAUCAAUGGUAGAUGACAGUGUUGCGAAGGAUUGAGAAGGUAUUUUGAUUGUCAAGUUGACACAAGUAGGAAAAUAGAUUAACAAGAAUCAGAAUAACAAGGCCUAGAUAAAGCCUGAAAUUGCCACUCCUGGGGCCCAUCGAGGCUCAAUGUGAAAAAUAAUUCUUUUGCUAUGAUGGAUGAAAAGAAAUCUUGAGUACUUGUCAGGCAGAUAUGAUAGUGGUGGAGGUGUUCAUGAUUCUCUUUCACAGAUCACUGCAACACAUUCCAUAUAUUUUGCAUUGCUUUUUUGGGCCAUUUUAGGAAAAGGCAUGUUUUAGGAUGCGAUGAAGUGAGCAAGGUUGUAGUCCCUUUGGUGUAUUAGACAUAUUGGAGGAGAUAUUUUAGAUGACAGAACCAUUACAUUCUGUCCUUGAUUUACAGCGUUUUGUUAGGAAGGCAAUCUCGGUUGGUUGGAGAACAAAGGUGGCACUGGGAGAUCUCAUUCCAAUGAUGUGAUUUUGGUAAUUGAAAUUUAUUUUUGUUUUUUUGGGUAGAUCAAUGGGGAUAACAGACCCCUCUAAUCUUCUUAUGUUGUAUAAAUGUAAAUGUUGUGUUGUAAAUUUUCUCUCCAUUGAAUGAGAUGCCUGCUUGGUCAUCUCCAUGGAAACAAAUUAUAAAAUCUAGGCAUAGCCAUCUUCAAACUC